GGCAAUGAGAGACCGGCGAAUGGAUAGGUUCGUCAUCCUUCCCUUCUCCGGCGGCUGUGUCUCACAGUCGAGCGUUGCAGUAUGCGAGAACCAACCGAAGAGAGCAGCACAGACUGAGGCAGCUCCGGCAACAAGUGGGAAGCCCAGGAGCUCGUUCGGCGUUGUUCCUUUUCCAAGGCCCUGCAUCUCUACAGGGUUCCAGAAACUAGUGAGGAGCCUCAAGAGCUUAUCCCAGCAUCUCGUGUUCUACAAGGAAGAGGAUGAAGAGGUGGAGAUGGAAAUUGGGUUCCCCACCGACGUGCAACACGUCGCUCACAUGGGGUGGGACGGAUUCAACGGCAUGAGCAGCAAGACAAGCUGGGACAAGCCGCCCGCACAGUUCCUUACCCUCCCUCCCUUCUCGCUGAAGCAGUUUGAGCUGGCCAUGACCGCACAAGCCGGCGCCCCUCCUCCUCCAUCCCAUGGUCCCGGUGGGUCUUGGCCGCAGUGAGGCGGUGCGAUGCUUGCUUUGUUCUUUCCCUUGGCUCGUUGUGUUUGUUGCAGUGUGUUGCUUCUGCUGAUAGAAAGCGGGCACGUGAACUUGCGUAGCUUGCUGUCAUACGAAGACGACCUCUUGGCGAUCAGAUCAUCAUAAUAGUGCAAUGAGAGAGACGACCACCCGUAUGGUGACCCCCAUCUUGUAGUUCACAUGAUUUGGGUAGCCAUCAAUUACUUUCGUAACGUGCCUUAUGCGUGUAUAUAUAAUGUUAAGAUUAAAGUUGAAGCAAGAGGAGGAGACGUCGUCUUGUUUGGAUGUGUGA
Messenger RNA from Musa acuminata AAA Group (dessert banana), 800 nucleotides. RefSeq names its product CRIB domain-containing protein RIC4-like. Bases 5 to 490 code for a protein of 161 amino acids. Lineage: Eukaryota; Viridiplantae; Streptophyta; Magnoliopsida; Zingiberales; Musaceae. The record is from RefSeq and is a predicted model, not a curated record. The transcript has 2 exons.